This is a messenger RNA of Merops nubicus (carmine bee-eater), 1021 nucleotides long. RefSeq names its product acid phosphatase 2, lysosomal (gene ACP2). Gene Ontology annotation, molecular function: acid phosphatase activity. Gene Ontology annotation, cellular component: lysosome. The annotation marks the transcript as partial. The record is from RefSeq and is a predicted model, not a curated record. The transcript has 8 exons. Gene Ontology annotation, biological process: lysosome organization; dephosphorylation. Lineage: Eukaryota; Metazoa; Chordata; Aves; Coraciiformes; Meropidae.
CAGUGUUCCUACUGAUGAGCUGUCCCUGUCCUGGCAGAUCUUCGUCCGCAGCACCGACUACGACCGGACGCUGAUGAGUGCAGAGGCCAACCUGGCAGGCCUGUAUCCCCCCGAGGGACAGCAGAUCUUCAACCCCAACAUCUCCUGGCAGCCCAUCCCUGUGCACACAGUGCCCGAGGCUGAGGACAGGCUGCUGAAGUUCCCUUUGCCCCGCUGCCCGCGGUACGAACAGCUGCAGAACGAAACGCGGCGCUCCGCAGAGUACGUCAACAAGACCAGAGAGAACUGGCAGUUCCUGCAGAUGGUGGCAAACGAGACCGGGAUCCGGGACGUCUCCCUGGAGUCCGUCUGGAGCGUGUAUGAUACGCUCUUCUGUGAACAAGCACACCAAAUGGAUUUACCUGCAUGGGUGACACCAGAUGUCAUGACUCGGCUGAAGCAACUAAAAGACUUUGGUUUUGAAUUUCUGUUUGGGAUCCACUAUCGGGUAGAAAAAGCUCGUCUGCAAGGCGGGGUCCUGCUGGAUCACAUCAGGAAGAACCUAACCCAAGCAGCGAAUGCUUCUGCCCAUCGGAGCCUGAAAGUGCUCGUCUAUUCAGCACAUGACACCACGCUUGUGGCACUGCAGAUGGCUCUAGAUGUCUACAACAAGAUUCAAGCACCAUAUGCCUCAUGUCAUUUAUUUGAGCUGUACCAAGAGGAUGAUGGGAACUUCUCUGUGGAGAUGUUUUUUCGGAAUGAGAGUGGGAAGGAACCUUUCCCACUGACAAUCCCUGGCUGUCAGCAUAAAUGCCCACUCCAGAGGUUCUUGGAACUCACAGAUCCUGUUGUUCCCCAGGACUGGGAGCAAGAAUGCCAAGUAGCAAGCAGCAUGCACAACACAGAAGUGCUCGUGGGUCUGGCUGUGUGUGGAUCUAUUCUCCUCCUCCUCAUAAUCCUGCUCUUGACUGUACUCUUUCGCAUAAACUCCCAGCCCCCAGGCUACAGGCACGUUUCCAACGAGGGAGAAGAGCAGCCCUGA